UUAUCUCUCUCUCUCUCUCUCUCUCUCAUCAGUAGUACCAACGAAAUUAGGGUUAGGGUUUUCAUAAACCCCUUUUACUCUUUCUGUGCUGCAGCUCGAAGAAAGGGGUUUUGGGGUUUUGAUCUCUUGGGUUUCGAAGACCCUUUUCUCUGCUGCAGGAUCGACAUGAAUUGCCCAAUUUCCGAGAGGAAUCCAGAGUCUUUGAGCGAAAUCCAAAUAGGGAAACCGGGCUGUUAGCUUCCUUUUAUUCGAUUUCAAUUUCAAGAUAAGAAAAACAGUUCCCAAAGGAAAAGGCAACGGAAUUUGGCACCAUCCCCAUCUCCUACUGCUACAAAGGUGACUGAACUGCAAGCGGGUGCAAGCGAAACGAAGGUAAUGGGAAUGAAAAUGGCCCUGUCGAUUGGAUAAAGCCACCCAAGUCCAACAUUCAUGUAAGAGCGAGAAGGGGUCAAACUACUGACAGUUGUAGAUAGUCUAGCUGAAGGGAGACCCACUUAGCUGUCAUAGUUUCAAGAGAUGGGUAUUUCCCCUUCGUCCUCUUCAGUCACCAAAGAGCAGUUUUUUCGCAAAUCCACUUCGCCAGGGCUUGUUCUGAAGCUCGUGUUGCUCUUAUGGGUCUUCUGCGCCUCUCUGAACGGCGUCGUUUUCGCUGAUGCUGAUACUGACGCAUCGGUGCUCCUCCAGCUCAAGAACUCGGUCUCAGACCCGUCAGGCUUGCUUUCCAGCUGGAAUCAUUCGGUCAAUUCUGGUCACUGCUCAUGGUUCGGCGUCUUCUGCAAUUCAAAUUCUCAGGUGGUUGCGCUCAACAUUACUGGGAAUAGUGGAGGUGGCGAAGGUGGAUCAAAAUCUAUUGCGUGCUUAGAUUUUGCUCAGUUUCCGCUUUAUGGGUUUGGAAUUCGGAGGAGCUGUUCGGGUAGUAGAGGAAGGUUGUCUGGGAAGCUCCCCUCUGUAAUUGGGAAGCUCACUGAGCUUAGGGUCUUGUCGCUUCCCUUCAAUGAUUUGGAUGGUGAAAUUCCUAGUGAAGUUUUGGGCUUGGAAAAUUUGGAGGUUCUUGAUCUUGAGGGCAACUCGAUAACUGGGUCUCUGCCGUUUCAGCUUAAUCCAAAUCUGAGGGUUUUUAAUCUUGGGUUCAAUAUGAUUGAAGGUGGGAUACCGACCUCGUGGUCAAAAUUUGUGAGCUUAGAGAUCUUGAAUGUAGCUGGGAAUCUUGUGAAUGGGACCAUUCCGGGUUUCAUUGGUAGGUUAAAGGCUGUGUAUUUGUCGUACAAUUCACUUAGUGGGGAUGUUCCCAGCGAGAUUGGAGACAAUUGUGGGAAGCUGGAGCAUCUUGAAUUGGCGGGUAAUUUCUUGGUUGAUAAAAUUCCAAGCAGUUUAGGAAAUUGCAGUCAGUUGAGGACGCUGAUGUUGUACUCAAAUAUGUUGGAAGAGGGUAUUCCAGCAGAACUCGGCCGGCUUCAGGCGCUGGAAGUGUUGGAUGUGUCAAGGAAUAGCCUAAGUAGUUCAUUACCACGAGAGUUGGGGAAUUGUUCUGAGUUGUCUGUCCUUGUUUUGUCGUCUAUGUUUAAUCCGCUACCACGAGUCAAUGAUACAGUAGUGGACUCUUUAUUGGAGCAGUUGAAUUCUAUGAAUGACGACUUCAAUUACUUUCAAGGUGCAAUGCCUGUGGAAAUUACGACCCUUCCAAAGCUAAGGAUCUUGUGGGCACCAAGGGCAAGUAUUGAGGGCAACUUCCCGGGCAAUUGGGGUGGUUGUGAGUACUUAGAAAUGAUCAAUUUGGCUCAGAACUUUUUUACUGGGGAAAUUCCUAGUGGGCUUAGUCGCUGCAGGAAGCUUCAAUUUUUUGAUGUAAGCUCUAACAGGCUUAGUGGGGAGCUUGUUCAGGAUCUUCAGGUUCCUUGUAUGGUUAUGUUUGAUGUCAGUGGAAACAUCUUGUCAGGUUCAAUACCUGAAUAUUUUAACAGCCCUUGUGCUCCAGUUUAUCCCUUGAAAGAUUUUUCUUUCAAAGAUGAUGAUCCUUCCUCACCCUAUGUAGCAUUUUUUGCAUCGAAAACCCAAGUUGGAAACCCGUUGCAACUGUAUGGAGAAGAUGAUGGUCUUACAGUACUGCACAACUUUGGGCACAAUAAUUUUACUGGCACUUUGCCGUCACUGCCUAUUGCGCAUGAAAGAUUAGGGAAGCAAACUCUUUAUGCAUUCCUUGUUGGAGAAAACAAGCUUACUGGAACAUUUCCAGGUAGUUUGUUUGGGAAGUGUGAGGGAUUGGAUUCAUUGGUUGUUAAUGUGAGUAACAACAAGCUAUAUAAUCAGAUUAUUGGUCCCAUUCCCCCUACUUUUGGGAAAUUGGUGUCCCUUGUUGCCCUUAACUUGAGUUGGAACAUGUUGCAGGGUCAGAUCCCCACCAGUCUUGGCCAGAUAAGGGAUCUGAGGUAUCUGUCCUUAUCUGGUAAUAACCUUACAGGUACCAUUCCAUCUAGUUUGGGGCAGCUUUACUCUUUAGAAGUGCUGGAGCUUUCUUCAAACUAUCUCACCGGUGAGAUACCGAAGGAUCUUGUGAACUUGGGAAAUCUGACUGUUCUUCUGCUGGACAAAAAUAAUCUUUCUGGUCAGAUUCCAUCUGGUUUGGCAAAUGUGACUGCACUCUCUUCUUUCAAUGUGUCUUUCAAUAACUUUUCCGGUUCAUUGCCUUCAAAUAAUAACCUGAUGAAAUGCAAUGCUGCUAUUGGAAACCCAUAUAUACAUUCUUGCCCCAUGUUUUCUCUGACACAACCAUCUUCAGAUUCUCAAGGAAGAGAUGGUGAUUCACAACCUUAUGCUGCUUCACCGGUGGGAGUUCCAGCUUCAAGGAGUGGGAAUUUCAAUUCAAUUGAGAUAGCUUCCAUUACAUCUGCAUCAGCCAUAGUUUCAGUGCUUCUUGCUCUGGUUGUUCUGUUCUUGUAUACACGAAAGUGGAAUGCAAAGUCUGGAGCUCUAGGGUCUACCAGGAAGGAAGUUACAGUUUUCACAAACAUUGGGGUUCCAUUGACCUUUGAGAGUGUUGUGCGAGCCACGGGCAGUUUCAAUGCUAGCAACUGCAUUGGGAAUGGAGGUUUUGGGGCAACUUACAAGGCAGAGAUAUCUCCUGGAAUCCUGGUGGCAAUAAAACGACUUUCAGUUGGAAGGUUUCAAGGAGUUCAACAAUUUCAUGCAGAAAUUAAGACUCUUGGAAGGCUUCGCCAUCCAAAUCUUGUCACUUUGCUUGGUUAUCAUGCCAGUGAUACAGAGAUGUUCCUAAUAUAUAAUUAUUUGGCGGGUGGUAAUCUGGAAAAAUUUAUUAAGGAAAGGUCUACAAGGGCUGUGGAUUGGAGGAUACUUCACAAGAUUGCUUUGGACAUAGCUCGUGCACUUGCCUACCUACAUGAUCAGUGUGUACCACGUGUCCUUCAUCGCGAUGUCAAGCCCAGUAAUAUUUUGUUGGAUGAUGAUUUCAAUGCUUAUCUCUCUGACUUUGGUUUGGCCAGACUUCUUGGAACUUCAGAAACCCAUGCUACUACUGGUGUAGCUGGAACUUUUGGAUAUGUUGCCCCAGAAUAUGCGAUGACUUGCCGCGUUUCAGACAAGGCUGAUGUGUAUAGUUAUGGUGUUGUGCUUCUGGAGUUGCUCUCUGACAAGAAAGCUCUGGAUCCCUCAUUUUCUUCAUAUGGAAAUGGAUUCAACAUUGUUCAGUGGUCAUGUAUGCUUCUUCGACAAGGCCGUGCAAAGGAAUUCUUUACUGCUGGGCUAUGGGAUGCAGGUCCCCAUGAUGAUUUGGUAGAAGUUUUACACUUGGCAGUUGUGUGUACGGUUGACUCUCUCUCGACCAGGCCUACGAUGAGGCAAGUUGUACGAAGACUUAAGCAGCUUCAGCCUCCAUCUUGUUAGCUGCCUUAUGAGGCUUGUAUUGGUUAACAUUAGUAGUUUGUAGAAAGAGAAGCGCCAUUGUAAUAUGUGCUUGUGCACUCAGUCCUCUUUUGGGACUGGCCUUAGGUUGAUUUCUAAACCUUAUUGAUCCCACUUGUACAUUGUAAAAUAGUUCUGCCCCCAAUUUUUUUUGAUGUUGUUUCUCUUAUUAGGGGCCUUGCCAAUGAGUCUGCAGAAGAAUGCAGAUGUUUCAUUUCCUCGUCUUAUACGUGUAUAUUCAGCUUCAUUUGUUGUUCAAUAAAGCAGAGUAGAUAUAUUUUCUGGAAA
This is a messenger RNA of Prunus mume (Japanese apricot), 4203 nucleotides long. RefSeq names its product receptor-like protein kinase 2 (gene RPK2). Gene Ontology annotation, biological process: protein phosphorylation. The record is from RefSeq and is a predicted model, not a curated record. Gene Ontology annotation, molecular function: protein kinase activity; protein binding; ATP binding. NCBI's taxonomy places the organism in Eukaryota, Viridiplantae, Streptophyta, Magnoliopsida, Rosales, Rosaceae.